Molecule: messenger RNA, 1599 nt
Organism: Pichia kudriavzevii
Lineage: Eukaryota; Fungi; Ascomycota; Pichiomycetes; Pichiales; Pichiaceae
Exons: 1
Coding region: 1-1599 (532 amino acids)
Source: RefSeq, a predicted model, not a curated record
AUGCUGACAACAAAAACAAGUCAUUCCAGAAAAAAAUGUCAUAUUCAAAAUAAGUUGAGAAGAUUUGGUAUAAAGCUGAACAGAUGGUGGAUAUAUUAUUGGUACACAGGUAAUCCAGAGGAUGAUCCUACAUUGCUCACAUCUAGACCUAGAAAUACUCCAUUGAUAUCAUUAAGAAAUGAUGAGUAUUGCAGAUAUAUAUCUCAAAAUGUGUUUGUACAAGUAAGAGGGAAUAAUUUUUGGAAGAGCCCUAGCAACUUUAAUAUUGGUGGAGUAAGAAAUCCUUUACAACAGAUAAAUGUUGGGGUCCCCAUUCUAUCUCCAAAGAGACACAGCAAAAGAAAACAAAACCUUCAUAUUAUAAGGAACCCAGAAAUUUACCAAGAUGAAGAUAAGGAAAACAUAGCAGUUAAAUGUAUACUGAUCCCUGAAGAACCUACAGAACGGUACAAAGAGGAAAUAAAUAUAGUUGAUACAGAAGAAACAAAUUCCCUAGAUUCUUUUGAGAGAAUUCUUAGAGGAAGUAUUGAUAGCACUUAUGGAAAACUAUUUUCGUUGCAUUUUUGUAAACCAAUUGUAGGAAAAGAACGGAAGAAACCUUUUUGUGAAGAGAGUUACACCAGUGAAAAAAGAGUCCAGAGCAAUUUGUUGCCUUUGAUUAUAUCUGAGCCUAGUGACGGUGUGAAUGAUCCGACAUCAGGGAAAACAAUUGAUAAUAUGAUACUUCAGAAAUGGGAUCGACAUAUAAUCCAGCAAACAGAGGCUGUAGUUUUUGGAUUUGAUGAGGAUCAAAUCGAUAUGCAGGGGGGACUAAAAGUUCAAAAAAGUAGUGAUGGGGUUGCUAAUAACAAUCCCAAAUUAGAAGAAGGGGGUGACCUAGGUAAUCUACUACCAUUGGAAGUUAACUCUAUUCUCUCAGAAGAUGAAAUUGCUUUAAUUCCUUUAAUUCAGAAGGCAGAGUUUUUUACAAAGGACACCACUUUAAGAGACAAUCACACUCAACCUUUAUUAACUGUUCGGUGUAGUUUUGAAAGUUGUGAUGAAAUAAAAGAAUACCAAGCAAAACACGGUGUAGGGAAAUACAUCGUGGAAACAACAAACUCUAUUCCCAUGAAGAAGAGAGCAGAUAAAUCUUUUUACCGAAAUGCUAUUUUUAAGAUACCCUAUUCAAAAUCUAAAGAAAGUGAUGAGAUCACUCUUGGUUUUCAAUUAUUAGGAAAAAUCAGACACUGUUUUCAUCAAAUUUUAGGGGGACGAGGUACAGUAAAAGUCACAAAAAUAGAACAGCAUAAUGAAGAACAAAAAAUCAAGAAUGGACAUGUUUCGCAUUUACAUCAGUGGGAGUCAUGUCAUGAUGUUGGUGCACACAAGUACAAUGACUCAGAAUCAAGCGUCUUUGGAGCAGGAGCAGGAGCAGGAACAGUAGCAGGAGCAAAAGGAGAAAAUAUGGUUACUAACAAGUCACCUGACCCAGGCCUAAUAUAUAAAACUGAGAGCUUGUUCUUUGGAGAUUACAAUAUUGACUUUUUUUGUAAAGAAAAUGGAGACAAUCUCACACAGAGGUUUGCUUGUAUCCAAAACAUAACAUCUCAGAAGUGA